AUGCCCAAUUACAUGAAAUUCAUGAAAGAUAUACUAUCGAAGAAGUGCCAAUUGGGAGAGUUUGAGACUGUUGCUCUUACUGAAGGGUGCACAACAAUGUUGAUAAAUAAGCUGCCUUCAAAGUUAAAAGACCGAGGGAGUUUUACAAUCCCAUGUUCAAUUGGAAAUAAUUAUGUAGGAAAAGCAUUAUGUGAUCUAAGCACAAGUAUAAAUCUAAUGCCUAUGUAUAUUUUUAGGAAACUAGGAAUUGGGAAGGCAAGACCUACUAGUGUUACGUUGCAACUGGCUGAUCGAUCUUACGCCCAUUCAGAAGAUUUUCUUAUCUUAGAAUGUGAAGCUGACCAUGGUGUACAUAUUAUUCUUAGAAGACCAUUUCUUACUAUUGGCAGAACCCUAGUUGAUGUACAGAAAGAUGAGAAUGAGGAGUGUCAAACCAUUGGCUUCAUAGAAGCAGAAGUGGACGAAUUUGCAAAAUUUUGCUACAGCAAUUCUGACAGUGAAGACAAUUUGAUAGAGUAA
Gossypium arboreum is the source of this 519-nucleotide messenger RNA. RefSeq lists its product as uncharacterized. Lineage: Eukaryota; Viridiplantae; Streptophyta; Magnoliopsida; Malvales; Malvaceae. The transcript is spliced from 3 exons. The record is from RefSeq and is a predicted model, not a curated record. Bases 1 to 519 code for a protein of 172 amino acids.